AUUGUUAUGGAUUGGGAUGAUACCAUCACAAACAAGGAUACAAUUCAAUUAGUUGCAGAAGCUGCCUAUAUCACAACACCCAAGUUCCCAAGAGAUUGGAGUCAUUUUGCUGAACUGUAUUAUUCCAAUUAUAAACUCUAUACAGAGAACUUUGGAGUAAGAAACACAUUAAAAGAUGAAUUUGAAUUUCAAAAAGGGUUAAAACAAAUUGAGCUAAGUUCCGUUAAUGAAUAUGUUGGAUUACAAUUGUUUAAAGAUGUCACUUUGAAAACAUUAGAAGAUCAAGCAUCCAAAGUUGAGAUAAAACCUAAUUUUUUCCAAGUUUUCAAGAAAUUAUAUGAUUCCAAACUACCAGUCAUUAUAUUGAGUUGUAAUUGGACUUCAGUCAUAAUGUCCAAAAUUUUCAAAGAUCAUGGAUUUGAACAAGAUGAAAAUUUCCAGAUAAUAACAAACGAAUUUGAGCAUACAAAUGAUAAAUUGACUGGUCAAGUUAAAGAAGAUGUUUCAAUUCGUACAGGUGCUGAUAAAGUUGAACACGUUCGAAAACUAUUGAAGGAGUUAAACAAUAGUGGCAUUCAAGAUGCAGUGUAUUAUAUAGGGGAUAGUGCAACAGACAUUUUACCAAUGCUUGAAGUUGAUUAUGGUAUAAUAAUUGGUGAUGGAUCUGCUUUGAAAACUCUACAAAAAUUGAACAUC
This is a messenger RNA of Hansenula anomala, 696 nucleotides long. It is a transcript of the gene CTO1, whose product is annotated as Cto1p. Lineage: Eukaryota; Fungi; Ascomycota; Saccharomycetes; Phaffomycetales; Wickerhamomycetaceae. The record is from RefSeq and is a predicted model, not a curated record. The transcript has a single exon. The annotation marks the transcript as partial.